CAUUUUAUUUUAUUUGGCAUAUAAAAAAUUUACUUGUUUUGAGUGGACGAUCUGUGUCACUAUUUGCGUUUUAACGGCUAAUUUGAUAGAAAAAUAACGAAAACAUUAUAAACAUUUUACGGCAAUCAUAAUUAAACGAUAAUAUUUUAUCAAUUCCUUCUAGAUCUGUGUUAACGUUUUGUUAUGAUUGGAUAGUAGACAUCCUUGGGAUAUCGUUUGUUGAAAUUGAAAGUGGUGAUUUUAAUAAUCCUCAAUCAUGGAAUCUCCAAGACAAUCUGAGUCAGAGUCAUUGGAUUAUUGGAGAAAACAAGCUAAACAUUAUGAACAAAAGGCAAUUGAAUUUCAACAAGAGUUAGACGAAUACACCGAAAACUCAGCACAACUCGAAAAGGAACUGGAAGCUUCGUUGGUACAAGUUGAAAAACAGAACAGAGAUCUAGAACAUCAAAACCAGCGGCUCAAAACUGAAAUUGAAAUGUUAAAAAACAAAUUAGAGAGGAGUCAACAUGAAACAAAUGUAUUAGAAAGUGAACUACAGGCAUUAAAAAUUGAAAAAAAUAAACAAGCUGUUUAUGUAAGAGAAUUGGAGCAAAAAAAUGAUGACCUGGAAAGAGGUCAAAGAGUAAUAUCAGAAUCAGUUUCGUGUAUUGAAACUUUGUUAAACCAGGCAUAUGAAAGGAACGCUGUUUUAGAAAGUGAAGUGGAUGAAAUAGAGAAUUUAAGAGUUAAAUUGCAGAGAGCAACAGAUGAAGCCCGAGAUCUGAAGCAAGAGCUUAAAGUAGUAGAAAGAAUACCAACACAUAAGAAAGAAGAUGGUAGUCCCAAUGAGAAUAAAGUAGUUAAUGGUCACAUUUCAAAUUCCAACAGAAGUCAAGUUGAAAUAGACACACAAAUCCUUUCGUCACCACAAAAACGAGAAAUAAAUGGAAAUGCAAUGACUCCCUCAGCUCGAGUAUCAGCCAUAAAUAUAGUAGGCGAUCUUCUGCGGAAAGUAGGGCUUGAAAGGUUUCUUUGCCGUGAUUGUGGUAAAGUCAAAUGCUCAUGCAAUGCACCUGCUGCUGCUGAAAAUGACCAUUUAGCGCCAGCUGGUGAAUCCAGCAUCAAGAAUAACAAUGCUAUAGAUGAUUCUAUAGAAUACCGCAAACAAAUUAAACAAAAUAUAGAUACUAAAAAUGGUGAUAGUGGAUCGGAACGAUCAUCUUACACAAACGGACAGUCUACAAUUGAACCGUUCACAAGGUCUGUGUCGGGAGAAAAUGGAAAAUUAAGAAGAUCAUUUGCCGUACGGUCCAGGGAAGGAAUUGAACAUAUUUUGAAUUUUGCGUCAAUAAGAAAAGGAACGGAUCAAGGAAAAUCAAAACAAGUCAUAAGACAAUGAUAUAUAUUAAUUAACUAACCGAAUUCAUUUCCACUUUGUAUAGAUAAUUUACUGAAAUGAGUCAAUUUAUACAAAUGUUGUUUAAUAUCAUAUUGUUAAUAUCUUAUUAUUAUAACUCGUUAUAAACUAUUUGUUAUUAAUUGCGUUGGUAUGAAUCAUUAAAAGCACAGUAGCUGCACAUUUCCAAAUUAACAACUUAAAUACGUACAUACCUAAUUAAGUAUAAAUAGAUAUUAAUAAUUGUAUUUAAGUACAUUAACAUAAAUGGUGCAAAAGAUGUCAAAUAUCAAAAUUAUCUCUGGUAGCUUAGAAUUUAAUUCUAUAACCAAUUAAAAUUAGGGAAGAAAAAUAUGGUAGAUUAUAGUCUUAUUCCAAUAUUAAUUAAUAGUUCUCAAUAAAAUGUUAUUGUAUAGGUACAAAAUAAUACAUUAAAUCUGAUAGUAAUAUAAGCUCAAAAAUACAAAGUCAGACGAGUAGUGAUGAAUUUUUUGUUUUCGGUUCCGUAUUUAUAUUCGUUUAAUAUUUAUUUUGCCUACAAAUCUAUUCUAGGAUUUUUAGUAUAUAUUAGACGUUGAUGAACUCAAUAAAUGCAAUGUCAAUGAUAUUUUAUUAUAUUAAUUUUACUUGUAGACAAAUUAUCAAUUUAAUUUUUAAAGUUGUCAAUUAUAAAAUACGCUAAAGGUCUAACCUUGAUUUAGUUCUUGAUUUAUUUGAUAUGAAGCCAUUCGAAACCUCGGCUCAAUUCCAAUUCAAACAUGCAGCCUUUUUAUGACAAUUUUUGGUUUCAGUAACAUAUUUUUUUAUCUAUUCUGAAAAUAGAAACACCCAAUACAUUGCAUUCCACAGACCUGCAAUCCAUAGCUCGAUUCCUCUUGGACUAAGUAGGUACAUUUAAUUAGCGUUAGUUAAAACGAAAAUACAUUGUUUUAAAAACUAUAUUAAUGUAAAAUACUACUUAUCUCUACAUAUGGAGUGAGAUUACGGUAUCUUAUUCCACUCAAUGGUAUAUUUUAUAUUUUUCCCAAUCUUAAUAAUAGAGCUAUCUUGAAGACUGUGGCGGAAUUAUCCUGUACAAUUCAAUACAAUGGUUUUGAACAAUGGUUCACAGUCAUUAUAAUGUUUUUGUCGAUACAAAAUGUAACUUUAUUAUAAAAAAAGAUACUCCAAGUUUGUUGCCAUAGGCUUCAGUUUACUCAGCCUGCUUGUAAAUGUUAUUUAUUAGCUUUAUAGUGUCCCUUAAUUUAAAAAACUCGAUAUAGGAAUUUUUAUCUGCGACUUCAGAUAGGUCAUUCUCAGAAGAAUCAUAUAUACUUGCCAACAGUCACCAUGUACAUUAAUGUUCUAUUGAUUCAAAUUCCUCAUUAAAAUUUUUUUCAUAAAGCAUUUGAAGCUAUAGUAAUGUUCAAUGCACGCCGGUACGUAGGUAGGUGCUAAUUAAAAAAAAUAUUAUAGUAGUUGAAAUUUAUAUACUUAUAAAAUUAAUAUAAUUUCAUGCAUAGAUUUUUAUAAAAGUAUGAAAACUCGUAAACAAAAACGUUAUUAGCAAAAAUGUUUCUUUUAGAUCUAUCAAUAUAAUAACAUAUUUUUAAUUUAAUUGUCCGUGAAUUUGAAACCUGGCACAUUCAGUCAGUUAUAAAAUAUUAAUGUAAAUUUUCUGUUUUAUUUCUGAAUACUAAUACAGUAUUCAGAUAUAAAACAGGAUUUCCAUACUCUCCAUAAACUACUUAUUUAUCUUUCGUGUCGCCCUAUAGGUGUGGGACGACUCUGCGUAAUUAUUUCAUGACAUCAUCUGUAUGACAUAACAUGAUUAUUACCAUUAACUCACUGGAUCCAUCUUAAAACUGUGGAACGAAAUUAUAUUUAGAAACAGCUUUGGAAUCAAAAUUAGCAUCGUGUCGUGGUACAGUUAGACCUAAAGAACAUUCACCAAAUUCAAGCUCAGACGUGAAUAAGGACUACAGGUGUGUACUCAAGAACUAAGCAUGCCGAAUAUCGUCUCACCUUGUCUCCACUCUCUGCAAAAUGCAGCCUAGCUUAUUUUAUGUAAAGCUACGUCAGCAGUUUUAUUAAUAGCUUCGUGGUAUAGUCUCGCUGAUUGUGAACCUUAUGUACUGUGAUCAAAAUCACAUUUUCCUAAUUUACGAAUGUCUGUGAUCGUAAUGAAACACUUAGGAUUGGUUAAUUAAUGUAAUAGUAACUUUUGGCCUACCCACCGGCAACCACUAUGAGUUGAAAAAAUAUAUAGCUGCUUAUUUCACAUAUAAGCACCUAUGGAUAUGUAAUUAAAAAUAUAAAACGCAGUAUCCAAAAUAUCUUGUAUAUAUAAACACGAGAGAUUAAUCUUUUAUAAAUGCAUUACUGGAAUGUAACAAAUAAAUUCAAUACAAUGAUUUUUGUGUUGCCAGUAGAGUAUACGAGUAGGAAUCAACAUGAACUAACCUUUAUUUUUAAUUUUACUUAUUACCUAUUUGAUUUAUAAGUUCAUGCAUUCCAGGAGUUUAUCAAUAUACCAUUACAUUUAUAUGCAACAUUGAUAUGCACCUGGUACAUGUCUAUUGGUGGAUAUAAAUAUUUUGGAAGGUACUUUUGUAAAUAAUUAGAUGAAGAAACGUGUAUAAAUCGUUGAUAAUACAAAAAUUUUAUGAGAUAUCGAUUAUAUAUAUUUAGAUAUGGUUAUUUUUUGUAAUUUGCAAUAAUAUAAUGUUCAUCAUUAUCUUAUAAAAUAUCAUAGCGAAUAUUCUAAAAUGGCAAUUUAUAUUCUUGUAUAGUAUUCAAGUAAAUACUUUGAGCAUGACUCCAUCCAUUGUGCGCGUAUUAAUAUAUAGUGGCAUCGUUUUAAAACAGGCCUAUAUGUUACAAGUAUUACCUAAAUUAUUUUUCAUUUGUAUCUAACCAUUAUUUAUUAACAAAUUGUUCUGUGAAUGAUCGUUGGCAUGGCAUUACUAACAUUGUGUUAAAAUACGCACUGCAACACAUCUAGUGACCGAUUUUUCAAGUUUAAUUAGAAUAUUUGAUAAUGAAACUCAAUAAAUUCUCCAAUUAAAAGGACCAAUAAUGUGCGGCAUCAUAGCAUAAUCGCACAUGUUGGAAGGCAUUGGGGAAGGCUUUAUAUCCAGUAGCAGAUAGAUAUAAGCUGAAAUGAUGAUGAUCACAAUAACAAAUAUAUCUUGCCCUACUAAUUAAGUAAUAAACUGCACUGUAUCAAUGUUAGUUAUUUUUUUAUACCAUUUGCCAAGGGGGUUAUAUCUCUAUUGGAUUAGUUUGAAUAAAAAAUAGUAGCAUAAUUUUUUACGUGUCGCUGUACCUAGAGGUAUAAAGUUUAAUGUAGCACCCAUACAGAAUACUUAUAAAAAUUGUCUCUAAUUUUAAACUCAGAAAAAUACUAUGAAUAUAGGUAUGUUGUAGUAUAUUAAUUGUGCGUGGUGACAGAGUUUAUAAUGUCAUAAUACAAAUAUAAUGUUAAAAUCGUUAUGAUAUUAAUUUUUAAAAGCAUUGUAAUAGACACUUGAGGUCUUUUGUCUAUAAUUGACCACUACUAGCAUGCGAAUUGUAUUUGGUGAAGACUCAAUUAUAUUCGAGUAGGUUUAGUUGGUCUUCGACAGUUUUAUUAUUUGUUUUAUAUACAAUUUCCGCAGAUUGCAGCAAAACAGAUUUUUUUAUAGUGUAUAAAUAAAAAUACCUUAUGCUAAAUUAUCUAUGCAUUUAUACAUUCACGUGUGUGGUGACCAAACUGUUUUAAUUUGUGCGCAAUAAAUGAUAAACAACAUAAGA
Molecule: messenger RNA, 5149 nt
Organism: Galleria mellonella (greater wax moth)
Lineage: Eukaryota; Metazoa; Arthropoda; Insecta; Lepidoptera; Pyralidae
Gene: nudE
Product: nuclear distribution protein nudE-like 1-A
Exons: 8
Coding region: 257-1378 (373 amino acids)
Biological process (GO): centrosome localization; vesicle transport along microtubule; chromosome segregation
Cellular component (GO): kinesin complex; kinetochore; centrosome
Molecular function (GO): microtubule binding
Source: RefSeq, a predicted model, not a curated record